AUGGUGUGUUUGUCUGAAAACGGUGAACAACAAGUCGAAGUUCCUCAAGAAGAGGUCGAAGUCGCUGAGGCUGCUCCAGCAGGCAAGAUGUCUGUCGAGGAAGCCCUCCAACAAGUUCUCAAGAACGCCCUCUACCACGAUGGUCUCGCCCGUGGUUUGAGAGAGUGUGCUAAGGCUCUCGACCGUAGAGCUGCCCACCUCUGUGUGCUCGUCGAAACCUGCACUGAGGCUGAGUACAUCAAGCUCAUCGAAGCUCUCUGCGCAGAGCACCAAAUCAACCUCAUCAAGGUCUCCGACGCCAAGGUUUUGGGUACCUGGGCUGGUCUCUGCAAGAUCGACAGAGAGGGUAACGCACGUAAGGUCGUCGGUACCUCUUGCGUCGUUGUCCGCGACUUUGGUGUUGAGUCUGAGGGUCUUAACGUCCUCUUGGACUACUUCAAGAGCCGCAACUAA
Wallemia ichthyophaga EXF-994 is the source of this 453-nucleotide messenger RNA. RefSeq names its product 40S ribosomal protein S12. Gene Ontology annotation, molecular function: structural constituent of ribosome. Gene Ontology annotation, biological process: translation. Lineage: Eukaryota; Fungi; Basidiomycota; Wallemiomycetes; Wallemiales; Wallemiaceae. The transcript has 2 exons. The coding region runs from base 1 to 453 and encodes 150 amino acids. Gene Ontology annotation, cellular component: ribosome; cytosolic small ribosomal subunit. The record is from RefSeq and is a predicted model, not a curated record.